AUUUGGCGGGAAGCUAAGUACCACUAGUGUCGUUUCUCGUUUCAUUCUUUAACAUUUACAUUAUCGUGCAGAAUUUGUUUAUAUUGUAAAAAUAUGCCUGAUAUAACCAUCAAUGGAAUUGUUAUUAAUUUUCCUUUCAAACCAUAUCCCGUUCAAGAAGAGUACAUGGCUAAAGUUAUAGAAUGUUUACAAAAUAGUAAACAUGGUGUUUUAGAAUCUCCAACAGGUACUGGAAAGACACUUAGUCUUUUGUGUGCCUCGUUAAGCUGGUUGAUUACAAAGAAGGCUCAUCUGCAAGCCGAAGCAAUAGUUGGAGCUAUUGAAAGAUCUGACUUAAGUGGGCAUUUCUUUAAUAAAUUAAAUGAUGGCCUUGAAAAAGCAGCAGGAGUAUCAGACAAUACCGCUUCUUUCGGUUGGGCAAUGCCAAAAAUUAUUUAUGCAUCUAGAACGCAUUCGCAAUUAUCUCAAGCGAUGCAAGAAUUAAAACGUACUACGUAUAAACACGUUAAAGUGUCAGUCUUAGGAUCUAGAGAUCAGCUUUGUAUUCAUCCGGAAGUAUCAAAGGAAACAAAUACAUUUAAUAAGAUACAAAUGUGUCAUGCAAAAAUUAAAAGUAAAACGUGCUUUUAUUAUAACAAUGUUGAAACCAGAAAAGAGGAACCAGUUUUUAAACAAGACAUAUUAGAUAUAGAAGAUUUGAUUAAAGCAGGACAAAAGAUGAAAUGUUGCCCAUAUUUUUUGGCCAAAGAAUUAAAACAAAAUGCUGAUAUUACAUUUAUGCCCUAUAAUUAUUUGCUAGAUUCAAAGACGCGUAAGACUCAAGGAAUAGAGAUACAAAAUAAUGUUAUCUUAUUGGAUGAAGCGCAUAAUAUAGAAAAAAUUUGUGAAGAAGCAGCAUCGUUACAAAUAAGCAGUACGGAUAUAGCAAUGUGCAUAGAUGACAUAACUGCGGUAAUGGUAGAUAUUAGCAAGGAUAAUGAAACUGAAAUUGAUUUUAUGAUGCAAGAUUCUGUAAAUGUACAAAAAGAUUUUACUCCAGAAGAUUUAUGCAUCUUAAAAACAAUGUUUUUGACAUUGGAAAAAGCUAUUGACGAUAUUAAAAUUACAAAACAAGAUGAAGGCGAAACAUUCCCUGGAGGAUAUAUUUUUGAACUGUUCGGUAAAGCAGAGUUAACUCAUGGCAAAGAACAGAUAGUGAUAGAAAAAUUAGAGAAGAUUAUCUCCUAUUUAGUUACAACCAGUUCAUCUCCGUUUUCUAGAAAAGGUAACGCGUUACAAAAAUUUGCAGAUGUAUUAAGAAUAUUAUUCAGCAGCGGUACCUCUUUGCAAUAUAGAGAAAGAAUUAAACAAUGUUAUAAAGUAUAUAUUCAAUUAGAGGAACAAAAAAAAGGUCAUAAAAGUAAUGGAUGGCAAACUAAAAAUGUAUCUCUUAAAAAUGAAGGCAAAAUUAUUAGCUAUUGGUGCUUCAGUCCUGGUUUUAGCAUGCAACAAUUAAUAGACCAAAGUGUUCGUUCUGUAAUUUUGACAAGUGGUACGUUAUCUCCUUUAACGCCAUUUAUAUCAGAACUUGGAAUACCAAUAGGUGUUCAACUUGAAAAUCCACAUAUCAUAACGGGUCAACAGGUGUGUGUUGGUGUUCUUAGUCAAGGACCUGAUGGACAUCAACUUAACUCUUCUUUUAAUACUAGAAAUGAUCCAAAGUAUAUAGCAUCUCUUGGACGUACAAUAUACAAUUUUAGUUGUCUUAUCCCACACGGUUUAUUAAUAUUUUUUCCAUCUUAUCCAAUUAUGCAAAAGUGUAAGGACGAAUGGCAAUUUUCUGGUUUAUGGACACAAAUCACUGAACGUAAAUCCAUAUAUGUGGAGCCCAAAUCUAAAGAUGGUUUUCUAAAUGUUAUGCAUGAAUAUUAUCAAAAGAUACAAGAUCCAUCGUGUAAAGGUGCCAUUUUUAUGGCCGUAUGUAGAGGAAAAGUAAGCGAAGGUUUAGACUUUGCCAAUGCCAAUGGUAGAGCUGUAUUAAUCACCGGUCUUCCAUUUCCACCUAUGAAAGAUCCAAGAGUUAUAUUGAAGCAACGAUAUUUAGAAGAAAUCCGUCGUAAUGAUAAAAAGGCAUUAACAGGACAGCAAUGGUAUCAACUUGAAGCUUCACGAGCCGUUAAUCAGGCUAUUGGUAGAAUUAUACGUCAUAAAAAUGAUUACGGAGCUAUAAUACUUUGCGAUUGUCGAUUUGAAAAUCAACAUUUUAAACAACAAUUAUCCGCUUGGCUAAGGCCAUAUAUUAAAAAGUUUACUAAUUUCGGGAUGAUUACUAAAGAGCUUAGAGAAUUUUUUCGAUAUACUCAACAGGCUUUUCCACAACCAAAAAUGGCAAAUACUCAAGACAAUAGUAAUCUAUCAUUACCUGCUGUUCCAUGUGCUUUUGAUACAUCAUCACGAUCAAUGAAACGAUCGAUAUCUAAUACUAAAGUACAGUCAACUCUAAAAGAAACGUUUAAUAUCGAUCAAUACAUGGAUGAUACUGUUAAAGAACGAUCUAUUCGUAAGACAGAAACGAGUAAUAUUUUUUCCGAGUUUGCAUCGACCAGUAAAAAAUCUGUGAUAAAUUUUGGUCAUUGCAAAUUAGGAGAAAGUAGCAAUAAUUGUACAUUAGCGAAGAAUUCUAUCGAGCCGGUUGUAAAAAGAAGAAAAAUCAAAAUUGUUACAACAGAAUUUAAUACGAAUCUAUCCGAUCUUUCAACUUCUAGUAAUACUGUGAAAAAUGAUACUAAUGAAUCUAAAGAAAUGUCUGAUGAAACUAAUAAGGAAAUAGACAAGCGCGAAAUGGGUAAAACGUAUAUCAAAGAUGUAAAACGGUCAUUGACAGAGGAGAAUUACAAAAUAUUUGGAAAUACUAUUAAAGAAUAUACUAAAACUAGUGAUUUGAACGAAUUGUUGAAAACAUUGGAAUAUCUGUUUCCACCGAAGGAUAAAUUGCAACAUCUUUUCAUAGGAUUCAAAACUUUCUUGAAAAAAAGGCACGUUGAACUUUUCGACGAGUACGUUAAGAAUAUAAAUAAAUAAAGAAGACGUAAUAAUUUGAUGAUUUAAAUAUAAAAUUAUGAAUAAGACGA
This is a messenger RNA of Vespa velutina, 3110 nucleotides long. RefSeq names its product regulator of telomere elongation helicase 1 homolog (gene Rtel1). The coding region runs from base 94 to 3060 and encodes 988 amino acids. NCBI's taxonomy places the organism in Eukaryota, Metazoa, Arthropoda, Insecta, Hymenoptera, Vespidae. Gene Ontology annotation, molecular function: DNA binding; hydrolase activity, acting on acid anhydrides, in phosphorus-containing anhydrides; DNA polymerase binding. The record is from RefSeq and is a predicted model, not a curated record. Gene Ontology annotation, biological process: negative regulation of DNA recombination; DNA repair; regulation of double-strand break repair via homologous recombination. The transcript has 12 exons. Gene Ontology annotation, cellular component: nucleus.